AUAACUUUCUUGCGGGUUUCACACAUUAGCGUUCGUUUCCAACUUUUGCCCAGGUUUUGGAAGAUGUGUGGAAAGAAAAAUCAAAGUAAUUUAACCUGAAGACUUAUUUUUAGCUGUGAGAUACGUAGAGUGGCUGUAAAUCUUUCUUGAAGCAGUCAACAGAGAGGUCAAAAGAAGCCUAUUUUCAUCUACGCGCUCUGGAACCACUGUGGCGUGACAGAUGAUUCAUUGUACGUUUGCCCACAGAUUAGGGAUUUCUUGAUGGGGAUCGGAAUUUGCCAUGCCACUGCCAAAGAAAAUUCCACUAGGUGGAAAAUCCAAAAGUAAAGAUGAAGGUCGUGUUUUUGCAAACCGUUAUCGCGUAGAGAAGCGCCUUGGAAGCGGCAGCUUUGGAACUGUUUAUCUCGUGGAGGACGUGAGGGCUACGGCAGAAUGGAAGGUUUUGAAGGAGAUAUUUGUGGGGGAGCUACAGCCAGAUGAAACAGUAGAUGCCAUGAGAGAAGCUAGAUUGUUGUCCAAUCUAAAUCAUCCUAACAUUGUCAAGUUCUUGGAUAGUUUCAUGGAUGGAGAGUUCUUCUGCAUUGUUACAGAAUAUUGUGAGGGAGGUGAUCUUGAUGAUAAAAUUAAGGCUUGGCAGAAAGCUGGGAAGACAUUUGAUGAGUCAUUAAUUUUGGCAUGGUUUAUUCAACUGGUUCUAGCUGUCAAGUUUAUGCAUGAAAAGAAAAUUCUACACAGAGAUUUAAAGACAAGGAACAUUUUCCUUAAGAAAAACUUUAUAAAAUUAGGUGACUUUGGUAUUUCAAGAAUUUUAAUGGGUACAUCAGAUAUGGCUACAACGUUCACUGGAACACCAUACUAUAUGAGUCCUGAGGUUCUUAAACAUGAAGGAUACAAAUACAAAUCAGACAUAUGGUCUAUGGGUGUGGUGUUGUAUGAGCUAUGUAACCUGCAGCAUGCUUUCCAGGGUGAGAGUCUGAUGGGGGUGAUGUACAAAAUUGUUGAAGGGAACCCACCUAAAUUAUCUGGACUUUACAGUAAGGAAAUACAGACUGUAUAUGAGAGUAUGUUAGACAAGAACCCUGCUAAUCGACCAAGUGCAAGUGAAGUUCUCAGAAAUGAAUACAUUGCACAGCAUUUAUCAAAAUUAAAGCACCAAAUGAAUGACAAACUUGGACAUUCCAUACGAUCAUUUAACCUGGACAAUUCAACAAGAGCAAAUGAACAGCAAGGUAGAGGUCUGUAUGAAGAACCUGCAGGAAGACCGCUCACACCAAUGGACAAAAUGAAACUCAGGAAACAACAAAAAGCUGACGAGGAAGCUGAAAGACUAAAGAGAUUUACCGCCGCUCAGGUGGCUGAAAAUCAACAACGGUAUUCAUCGCACAAGAAAAAUCAGAGCCGAGUGUCUCUACCCUGGGUCGAGGAGCAUCCAGACGUAUUUAAUGACGCAGCCUUUACCAUAACAGCUACCGACUCACUGGACUUCACUCCCCCCACCUCACCCCAGACAGGAGUGCCGGUUAUGUCACGUGAAAAUAGAGACGAAAAGCAUUGUGUGGAAGAACUUGAACUUAGUGAAUGUGAGAGGCUGCUUGGAGCCGAGGCGUUUCGUCGAGUGUAUUCCUACCUCAAACAAGCGCGCUUUGAAGACGAACUCAGAAGUGAAGACUCCAUACUGGACGGGCUGGCUAAGAUUGUUGAUAAACCUAGAGAUUGCUUCAUAGUCGAUCAAUUGCUUUUUAUGGAGAAACAGGCGGAAAUUGCUUCAGUAAAUGACAUAGGGUGAAUUAGUUUAGUUUGAGGUAGCUUGUAAAUAUUUCUGUAAAUUGCAACUCGCUUUUUUCUUGCUUGCAGUCAAACGUUCCCCCUAUAUCACUUCUUUGUAAGGUGAAAUUCAAUUCAAUUUUUCAGUUCCGAAGAUAUUCAAGAGGCAUUUACGUGGUCAUGUAGAACAUUUUUUGUUUGUUUUUUUUUUUUGCAGUCACGAAUCAUAGUUCUUGAUUUUAAUGUAUUGAAUCGAAUUUUUCCAACGGAGAGGACGUGAGAGAAUGGAAAAAUGCUAAAGAUUUGCUAACAUUUCUGGCGUUUUUCCAAGCUGUAUCUGGUGUUAAACUAAAGUAGCUACAAUUUGGACUAGUUCAAACUCUUUUUCCAAAGUCGGGCGCGAGUUUCUCCCCUCUCAAUUCUCAGAACAGUUCGCAUACUUUUUUUAAUUUUACCUGCCAAGCAAGUGAUGAGCCGUUUUCCCCGUAUUUUUAGAUUGUUACUGUUUUCAUUGUAGUUCGACGUCGUCAACGCGAGUUAAUAUAUUUUCAAUAUUUUUUCAGAGCUGAAGUAGGAGCCAUCCCUUAUUUUAGUGUACCGAGAGUUCAGUUUUAGAUAAACUGCAUCAUUUUACAAUUAGUGUUUCGAGUGCUAGCAGCUUUUGUGUCUCUGUUACACGAAUCUCUUAUCCUCUUGUUCACGGUGAUUGGGCGUAAGCCAAGAUUUACGGUUCUGUUCCAUUUUGUUUGAUUUUAUAUUUACGAAAGGGUAUAAAAUUUCAAGGGGGUUUUAGAUCGAAUUUCGGGCUUAAAUUAUGAGCAGCGUACCUUUCUCCACAUCCCCAAAACCAAACUUUAAAUCAGCUUGCUUGGAACAUCUGGUCUCUUCUUCCGAAGACUUAAGGAGAAAGCCUAUUGACGGGUACGACAAGGGAGGAACAGAUAAAAGUCACGGAUAACUAUGACGAGAAAUUACCUUUCUGUCAUGUCUUUAAGCUUAAGGCUUGUAUAGGAAAUGGAAAUGUCAAGGUUUCUCUAUUAUUCCGGAUAUACGGUGUGACAUAGCAACUACACUUACCAGGUAUAAUUUGUUAUUAUCACCCCUAACACUUCAGCUUUCACGAGGGUUCGUGAGCUUGGCCAGACACAGGCGAUAUAAUAAAACAUGUAACCUUCA
Messenger RNA from Stylophora pistillata, 2940 nucleotides. Its product is annotated as serine/threonine-protein kinase Nek11. The record is from RefSeq and is a predicted model, not a curated record. Gene Ontology annotation, biological process: protein phosphorylation. Gene Ontology annotation, molecular function: ATP binding; protein kinase activity. Lineage: Eukaryota; Metazoa; Cnidaria; Anthozoa; Scleractinia; Pocilloporidae.